This is a messenger RNA of Mus musculus (house mouse), 12787 nucleotides long. RefSeq names its product gephyrin (gene Gphn). The record is from RefSeq and is a predicted model, not a curated record. Gene Ontology annotation, biological process: synapse organization; Mo-molybdopterin cofactor biosynthetic process; neurotransmitter receptor localization to postsynaptic specialization membrane. The transcript has 26 exons. NCBI's taxonomy places the organism in Eukaryota, Metazoa, Chordata, Mammalia, Rodentia, Muridae. The coding region runs from base 9454 to 11934 and encodes 826 amino acids. Gene Ontology annotation, molecular function: molybdopterin molybdotransferase activity; molybdopterin adenylyltransferase activity. Gene Ontology annotation, cellular component: synaptic membrane; postsynaptic density; inhibitory synapse.
UGUAUAUAUCCCUAUCCUUGGAAACAAGCUUGUUUAGGAGGCAUUCUACCAACCAUGGCCUGUUGAAACCUGCAUUCAGUGCUCUACCACUGGCUCAUAUUAUACUGUGUCCAAAAGAAACUAGUCCUUGGUAGUCCUGGGCAGCAGGGGAACUGACUCCAGAUUGGCCACACACAUGUAAUGGUUGUGUUCACUACUUCCAGGGAAACCUCACCCAGAGCUAACAGACUAAUAUGAUAAAUUUCCACAGCCUAGGCAACUAAAGCAUUUCACAAAUACCUAAAAUUGAAGAUAACUGAAAAAGGGCUGCAGAAACUCCCUACUGUACAUACUUCAAAGCCAGUACAUUCUACCCAACUGUCAUCUUAAAACAUGCUUAUGAGAGCCACUCUACAAACCUGGAGGAGGUGAGCAUACUAGUAGAUAUAUAAUAACAUGGGUACAAUAAAAUUGAAAAGCAAGAAAACAUGACACCACUGCAAAAACAUAACAGCUAUGCAAAGAAUAAUUCCAAGAAAAUGAAAAAUUUAUGAAUUGCCUUAGAGCGAAUUGAAAACAAUGACCAUAUGAAAACUCUGAGGGAUACAAGAGAAUAUAAACAGGUAGGUUAAUAAAAUCAGAAAAACAAUUCUUACCCAAAUAAAUUCACAGAGGCACCAUAAAAUAGAACCAAGUAGAAACAUUAGAGCUGAAGAACUCAAUGAAUGAAUUUCAUAUACAUUUAACUGGGAUGAUCACUAGCAAACAAAAUCAAGAAUUUCUAAAUGUUAAGUUCUAAUGUCUUUUGAAAUAAUCCAAAAACAAUGGAUGAUAAAACAGUAAAUAAAGCCUAUAUUUAAGGGAUAUAAUUAAGCAAUCAAAUCUUUAUUUUAUGGAAAUUCUACAGGGAGAAAAGAAAGUCAAAUGCACAGAAGACGUUAAAUAAAUAAUAACUGAGAGAUUCCCAGGUCAUGGGGGAGGCAUGGUCAUCUAUAUUCUUUUUUUGUUGUUUUGUUUCAUUUAUACUCUUUUUUUUUAACACUCCAGAUUUUGUUUCUCUCCCAGUCCACCCUCCAACUGUUCCACAACCCAUACCUCUUUACUGCCCCGUCUCCAUGAGGAUGUCCCCACCUCCCACCUCCACCCCACCAGACCUCUAAACUCCCUGGGGCCUCCAGUCUCUAGAGGGAUAUCCAUAUUCUUGAAGCUCAAAAAACCUCCCAGCUCUUCUCUGAUGAACACUAUAACAAAAAUUUCAACAGUCAAGGAAGAAUUCUGAAAGAGGAAUGACACAUAAAGUUACAUAUAAAGAAGUCCCUAUGAGAAUAUUAGCAGAUUUCUCAGGUGAUACCUUGCAGGCUAGAAGAGAACAGAAAAGAAAAAAAUAAAGCCAGCUAAGAAUAUUAUGCCCUGAAAAGUUAUCUUUCAGUUUUUUCAUUUUUAAUGAAUAUAUUCUCAAGCAAAGGCUAAGCUACUAGCCUAGCAUUAAAAAAAUUGAAGGUGCUUCAACAAGAAAUAAAAGUACUUUAUUAACAUAAACACAUCUGAAAGUAUAGAUUUCACUAAUGUAUAUAAACUCACAAUCAAAGCACAGUAACAUAUUACUCUGAGAGUAGAAUAUAACCUUUGAAAUACCUAGUGAAAGUUAUCAAUGAUAAUUAUAUCGAGAAAGCCAUUAAGGAACACAAAGUAUAUAGAUCUAAAUUAAGGCCAUAAAGUUAUAAACACCUAGGUGUGACACCUAAGUAUUUGUCUUUUAAAAUAAUUUAUGUAUAUGACUUUGCUAGCCUGUAUGUAUCAUGUAUGUGCCUGGUACAUGAUUAGAUGAAGGACAUCAGACCCUCUGAGACAGGAGUUACAGAGAGUUAUAAGCAACCACAUGGACACUGGGAACUAAAUCUGAUCCUUCGCAAGAACAAGAGUAUCUUAGAUAAGUGGGAGGGGUUGGCUUUGUUUUCUAAAUAGACAUUUCUGAGUGUUAUUUUAAAAAGUUAAGAGGGGGGCGGGAGAAAUGACUCAGUGGUUGAGACCAUGACACUGAAAGUUAUAGCUGGGCAAUUAGUCAAGAGAAAAACACCGAAACCAAAACCAAAACCAAAAGAAUAUUCAAACAGGAAAGCCAUCAGUCCAGCUUUCCCUGUUAGCAAAUAUUAUGAUUUUACACACAGAAAUCUCUGAAGACACAGUUCCCCAAAUCUGUCACCAGUAAUUUAGUUAAGUCACAGGAUAUAAAACAACAUAUAAAAUCAGUUUCUUUAUUCUUUUUAAAAGUUUGAUUUACUUUUAUAGUGACCGUGCCCAAACCCUGAUAUUUGCUUAUGCUAGGCAAAAACUUUAAUGUUGACAUAGUUUCACCACUACCCAUUUGAAAGUACACAAUAUAGUGUUUGUAAAUACUAAAAAUGAGCUAUCUGAAAAGGAAAUUAAGAAGACAAUCCUGGGGCUGAAGAGAUGGCUCUAUGGUUAAGAGUAUUUGCUAUUCUUGUAGAGGUUCCCAGGUUUGGUUUCCAGACAAUUCACAAUGACUUGACAUUCCAGUUCCAGGGGGAUCUUUUGGCCUGCAGGGGCACUGCACAAUAUGGUACACAUACAGACAAAUAGGCCCCACAUACAUAUAAAUAAGAAAUAGAUAAAAAGUUUAAAAUGUUAAAAAGAAAACAAUUAAAAAAGAAAACAAUUCCAUUUAUAAAUAGCUACAAAAAUACUCAGAAAUAAAUGUAACCAAAAAGAUUAUUUUCACUGAUAAUUAUAAAACAUCGAUUUGGUUGGAAAAUUUAAAAUAUUGUUAAAUAUCUCUGUUACCCAAAGAGAUCUAAGGAUUAAAUCCAACUUCUAUCAAAGUAUCAAUGAUAUUUAUUCUUUGCAUUAGAAAAAGUAAAAAACUAAAAUUUGGAAUCAUGAACGACCCCAAAUCACCAAAUCCCAAAAAGAAUAAAGCUGAAGGUAUCACACGAUAUGACUUCAAAAUACUACAAAUCUGUAGUAACCAAAUCAGCAUGAUGCUGACAUAAAAAUAGCCACACAGACUAGCAGAACAGAAGAGAGAGCCCAAAAGUAAAUUUAUCCAUCCACAGGCACUUCACUGGUUUCCCUUCCCUCCUCCCCUCUCAGUCUGUCCCACUUCCCAAUGCACCACACCUCCAUUUCUUCAGAAAAGGGCAGACCUCCCAUGGACAUCAAUCAAACAAUGGCUAUCAAGUUGCAGUAAGACUGAAGCCAUCUCACUUCUGAUAAUGUGGUUGAGGACCUAUGUUGCUUCAGAAAGUGAUGUUGGGGGUUGGGGAAGGCUGGUGAUGGCACAGUAGGUAGAAGUGUCUGCUGCCAAGCCUAAGGACCUGAGUUGAUCCCCGGGACCCAUACAGUGAAAGGAGAAUAAAAUUCAAUUCCUGAUAUAGUCCUUUGAUCUCCACACAUACAUACUGUGGCAUACACACACACACACACACACACACACACACACACACACAAAGACACACACAGACACACACAUACAGACACACACACAGACACACACAUACACACACACAUACAUACACACACACACACACACACACACAAAUAAAAAUAAUGCAGACAAAUGAAAUGCUAUGCAUUUGAAAAAAAUCAUUUAAAAAUGUUAGGCCUGAACUAUGCAACUACUAAAUAGGAAAAAGGAUAGAGGAAACAUUUUACAACAGUAUACUAGGCAAGGACUCUUGGAUAAUACCUCAAAAGCACAGGCAAUAAAACUAAAACUUAAAAAGACAAAUAGAAUAGCAUCAAAGUCAAAAGCAAAACAAACACCAGAGGGAAGAAAAAACUAUAGCGUGGGAGAAAUAUGUGAAGACUGUACAUCUGACAAGAGAUUAAAUAUCCAGAUGAUGUAAGAAACUCAAUAGUAAAGCCAAGAAUCCAGUUAGAAACCUGACAAAAGAACUUGAAGGUAUGACCGGGCGUGGUGGCGCACACCUUUAAUCCCAGCACUUGGGAGGCAGAGGCAGGUGGAUUUUUGAGUUCGAGGCCAGCCUUGUCUACAAAGUGAGCUCCAGGACAGCCAGAGCUACACAGAGAAACCCUGUCUCGAAAAACCAAAAAAAAAAAAAAAAAAGGUAUGAAAAUGGGCAACAGAUAUGUAAGGCAAAGAAAUGAAAAUUAAAUAAUACAGUGUAUCUCACCUAAACAGAGAAGACACAAGUGCUGGUGGACAUAUGAAGGGAGAUGAUUACUGGACCUACUAUGGGGUUCCUCAGAACAGGAAGAUUAGCACUGGUGAGAUGGCUCAGCAGGUUAGAGUGCUUCUUGCUAAGACUGAGGACUUGUGUUUUAUCCUUGGAAUUCAUAAAAUGGAAGACAAUUCUCCCACGUUGUCCUCCCAUCAUCCUCCCUCUUGCAACAAAUAGAUAUGGAUACAUGCAUACACAGGGGUGGUGGUGGUUGUGGAUGGAGAACAAAUGUUAAAAACCCCAACAAAACCAGAAAGAUUAAAAGAGGACAUGAAAUUAGUAUAUUGAUGAGACAUCUGCACUUCCAUGUUUAUUCCAUAACUAGUCACAAUAGCUAAGAGAAUCAAGCUAGGUGUCUAGGGACAGAUGGAUGAAGAUGUACAAUGCAUGUGCAAUAAAAUAUUUAGUGAUAAAAAGAAAAUUAUGUAAAAUGAAGUGUUAGACAUAGAAAGAAAAAUUCCACAUGAUCUCAUUCAUAUAUGCAAUCUGAAAGUGUUCUAGAAUAAUGGUUACCACAGAAUGGUGAGGGGACAUGGAGGAGAUGGAGAGAGUAGAAUAAACAGAUACAAAGUUAUAUUUGGAUGAGAAGAAAAAAGCUUGUUACCCAGUUGUACAUCACAGUGACUAUAACACUAAUGUAUAUUUAAACAUACUUGUAAAAGUAGAUUUAGAAUGCUCUUAGCACAAAGAAAUGGUAACUGAUUGAAGUGACAGACAUGCUAAUUUCUCUAACUUUAUCAUUAUGCAAUUAUAUAUUAGCAAUAAAAUCAACAUCAAAUAACUUAAUAUUAGUUUUUUAUUUAACAAAACUUUCACUUCUCAUAUCUAGCAGUAAUUCCUUUUUAAAAAAAUCAUUCUACAAAUUAAGAAAAAAAUUUGGUACUUUCUUUACAAUUCAGAACCUUUUUUGUUGUCAUCCCAGGUUUCCUUUUUAUCAAAUAAGAAACUAUGUAAGUAAGUUAUGAUUUUCUACAUUUGUAAAUUUUCAGUAUAGACCUGAGAAAUUAUCUCCUAUCUAUGAGAGAAUAUGUAGGUGGUGGUAUAUAUUGGAACCCUCAGGAAAAAGUGGAGAAAGCUGGGGGUGUGAUAAACAGUCUUGAUUGCCAAGUUGGUGAGAUUUAGAAUCACCAUGAAAACAAAGCCCCAAGGCAGGUGUUUGAAGAAUUUUCUGUAUUAGGAUAAUUGAGGAGGUAGACCCAUUGUAACUUGGUAGUAUCAUUCCCUGGGUUGGGGUCCUGGACUGAAAAAGGAGUCAGCUAGCUGAGUACCACCAUUAUCACCCUGUUUCCUGAAGAUGCAAUGUAACCUGCUGCCACAAGGUCCUAAUAUUAUUAUUUCCCGGCCACGAUGAACAACUACCAUCAAAGAAGCCCAAAUAUAUACCUUGUAAGUUGCUUUUGUCUGUAAUUUUGUUUCUGCAAUAAUAAAAGAAGCUAAUUUAGGAGUUUAGGAAUAAGAGUGGACCUAAAGAGUUUCCAGAGGAAAUGUUAGGAAUAUGAAGUCUUAAGAUUUCAUGGAUUACUACAUUUUACUAAAUAUUAGUACUAAGAUUACUGAAAAAUAAUGAAAUUAUUAGUCAGUUGUAGAUGCUUGUUUUACUGCCAAGUUGAUUUUGGAUUUCUAGCCUCAUGAGAUAUAAAUGUGUAGUUUUAGCCCAGAGUUUAUGGUACUUAGUUAUGAUGAUCCUAGGACAGUGAUGCAAUCUGAAGUUCAUCUUUUUUUUGUUGUUUUUUUUUGUUUUUGUUUUUGUUUUUUUCCGAGACAGGCUUUCUCUGUAUAACCCUGGCUAUCCUGGAACUAUCAUUGUAGACCAGGGUGGCCUUGAAUUCAGAAAUCUGCCUGCCUCUUGAAGUUCAUCUUGAUGAUUUAGCUUUCUUUGAGGAAAUUAUUGGCUAAAAUCAAAGCUUCACUUUCUACCCAACUUCUUACUUGCAGUAAAAUACAUACAAUGUCCACCAUUUUAUCCACUGAAAAGUACACUAUUUGGUGGUAUUAAGUAUAUUUGAAAGGGUACUUAAACACAUCCUUAAUGGAGUGGGUUUUAGUUCUGGACAUUAGCCAGUCAGACCUGUGAACUAAGCCUUAGUGGUAUAAUCCAUUCUGAAAGUGUCUAGAGCUGAGUAUUUUCUUGCCCCAGCAAAGCCCAGUAAGAUUUUGUCUUAUUUAUAUUAAAAUUCUGAUAAAGGAAAAGCAGAAGUUAGUAAAGUGUAAAUACACUACCUGUAGAAAAAAAUCUUAAAUUUGAUUUUUUCUGAUGAACAUAUUUCACCUUCAUAAUGAAACUAUGUUUACCUUUUAUUUUGUUUUAGAUGGUAAACUUUUAUUUUUAAUUAUUAAAUCCAAAUAAACACAAUAAACUCCUGGCCAACUCCAAUUCGUCACAAAUAAACAAAACUUUUUCCUCUAAGAUAAAGUGCUAAUGUUUGAAACUGCUACUUUACUUCUAGUAUCCAGAAAAGUUUCCUUGAUACUCAAUUUUAGAAUGACUUUUGAGAUUUUUCUAUAGUGUAAUAGUGCCAUAUACUGUAAUAUGGCAAUUCCACUAUUGAUUCUAAAACUCCCAAUGUAUACUAGAAAUUUUACAGUCUCAAAUCUUAUAUAGACUUUCCUUAUUAGUUCUCACUGUACUCAUUAGUAACACCAGAGAGCUCUUUUACUUUUUCACUGUUGGGCGAAUUUUACAGCUUCUCUUUGGCAUAGCUGAAUUGCUACUACUAAGCACUUGGUACUGGGACAACUGCCCUGAUGACCAAGAUAAUGUUCAGUGACUAAGGGAUGGCUGCUUCGGUUCGGUGUGCUGAACAGGGGAAUGAUUCUCAGUGCAGGCAGGACCAAAUGGGAUUACAUGUGAUUGUAUUACACUAAGAAUGGUGUGCAUGCAAAACUUUGGAAUGAUUUACCUUGAGGAACUUUAACUUUCUUUAUCCUUCAGAAUACCACAUGUAUACAAUGGAAUAUUAUCAUAUAUAUACUUUCUAACUUGAAGUUUCUAUUUAAUAUUUUUGGACCAUGGAUAAUAUGGAAAUGGAAGUCACAGAAAGGAAAAUUGUGGGAACUGGGGACAGUAAAGUUUUUCUUGUAUACAUUUUAAUUGUUAUAGCUUAUGGAAUCUGGGAGAGGAAUAUAUGUAUUGAAUAACUGGAAAACAAGCAUCUACAACUGACUAAUAAUUUCAUUAUUUUUCAGUAAUCUUAGUACUAAUAUUUAGUAAAAUGUAGUAAUCCAUGAAAUCUUAAGACUUCAUAGUCCCCCUACACAACUACCUUUUAAUGAAUUAAUCAGAGACUUAGUUCAGUGGUAGAAUUCUUGCUUAGUGUGUGUGAGGCUCAAAGUUCACGCCACAGUACAGAAAAGAAAAUGAAUUUCACCAUUACUACUAUUAUAGAUGCAGAAAGUCCUGUGUUCUGUUAUUGAUUUGUGAAAGUGCUAGUUAUUUUCCCAUAAAAAAUUAUAAACUAUUCUAAGUUGGAGGGCAUGCCCAUUUAAUCUAUUAACCUUUAAAGUUUGAAGGAACCUGUUAGUGGGCAGGUUUAGAAGUUCUAAAUACUAAGAAACUUUCCCAAUCAUAUAGAAUUUGCAUGUACCACAUAGACUAUAAUAGACUUGAAAGCUUAUGAUGUAAUCAACAAUUUUUAUUUCAUCUUUAGUUUGAGAUAAGUGACACAUUUGGGCAUACUUUCUCAGCAAUCUCCCUCUUUUUGAGACCAGUUAGAACUUGUUUUGCCACUAGGAUCUUUGGUAGUAAUUAUGGGAGGUGAGUUCAUGAUCUGGCUUACAAAUUUAAUCCACUGCCAGAAAUACUAGUAUACAUAUCUUCAAAAACGAAUUAUUUUAUCCUUUCUCAACUCCACCCAUCAUUUCCUUUGUCCUCUUAUAUAAAGGCACAAUGUGAAUCUUUAGUGAAUAGAAUGAGUAAUGCUAUGUUCUUACUGGAACAAUACAAACCGCACAUAACCAUAUAAUUGAGAUUUUAGACUAAGAGCAGAUUAUUAAACAGUUUUGAUACUUUUUUUGUUGUUGUUUUGCUUUUAGGUUUUACUAUGGUGAACAAAUGAGAAAACAUACACACACUUAAGCCAGAAAAGGAUAUUUAGCAAACCUACACAAAAUAGAGGUGGCUAAUAACACUUUAUGAAAGACACAGAACUAAAUGACCACAUUUUCAGAGUAAUUCCAUAUUCCAGAAACACUGAAACUUAAAUGUCACAGCAUCUAGGGGACGACAGAGAGAGAGAGAGAGAGAGAGAGAGAGAGAGAGAGAGAGAGAGAGAGAGGAAUCUCCACUCCACGUGCCCUGCUGCAGACACAUAAGCUCCGUCUACGACGUCUGUGGUAGGCUGUCACCGAGCGGGGCCAAAGCGAAGUCAGAGGGAGCAUUGACUGCAGGUCACAGCUGGGGCGGCACAGGGUAACCUAUCUCUGCCCGAGAGGGGACUCUCGUCACAGCGGCCACCGUUCUGCCACCCAUGCCGCUUCCUUAAGCCACCUCUAGGUUCUCCGGUGCCUUCAGAGGAGGUGAGCCCACCUCGCUGCCGCACCUGGUCCGGAGUGGCUCCAUCGCGGGCAGAGCCGGCCGGCCUGAGGCGGCGGAAAACUGACGAGGCUGCCGGCUCGGCGGGGGAUUGCUUCUGUCUGGGGCCCGCCGAGGCUGCGUUCGUGCCUCGCGCGCACCCGCACCGCGUCCGCCCAGCCAAUCCCGCGCUACUCGCGCGCCCAGGAACGUUCCUUGGGUCCCACUCUAGGCUGGGCCGGCUCCUUCCCGCUCCCGGCACUCCGCAGCCAAGCUCGCACUCCUCCCCUCACUCUCCACGAGUUGCACGCCUCGGGGUGUAGCUCCGCCCCUGUCCCCGAGUCCGCCCCCGCAACCUCCAGAGCGUGUGCUCCCUUUUCCCCCUCUCAGUCUCUUGCCAUCCAGGCGUCUUGGGUCUCACUCCGCAGAGCCUCUGGGUCUCGCCGGCCUUGCCCCGCCGCCUCCGCGCUCUGUCUUCCGCGAGGCCGCCGCUACUCCCACCCCGGGAUCGCUUCCUCCCGGCCGGACUCGGGGUCGCGCGGCCCGACUCCGCCCCCUCCGCGGACCCGCGCGCUCCUGGCGCGGCCUCUCCCCCCCACCCCACGCAGGCCACCGGGCGCUCGGCCCCCUCCUUCCCGCUCGCCUCGCGCUCCCCGGGCGCCCUCGCUCUCGCGCUCUCCAAGGCAAGCGCGCUCCCGGCCGGCGCGCUCCGGGCUCCGGCUUCUCCUGGCUCCUGUCAGUGCGGUGACUGCGCUGGGAAACAUGGCGACCGAGGGAAUGAUCCUCACCAACCACGACCAUCAAAUCCGUGUCGGAGUCCUCACAGUGAGUGAUAGCUGCUUCAGGAAUCUUGCAGAAGACCGCAGUGGGAUAAAUCUAAAAGAUCUUGUCCAAGAUCCUUCUUUGUUGGGUGGGACUAUAUCGGCAUACAAGAUAGUACCAGAUGAAAUAGAAGAAAUCAAGGAAACACUCAUAGACUGGUGUGAUGAAAAGGAACUUAAUUUAAUAUUAACAACUGGAGGAACGGGGUUUGCACCACGAGAUGUCACUCCAGAGGCCACAAAAGAAGUAAUAGAGCGGGAAGCGCCAGGGAUGGCCCUGGCAAUGCUGAUGGGAUCGCUCAAUGUCACACCUCUGGGCAUGCUCUCUAGACCAGUGUGUGGAAUAAGGGGGAAAACUCUGAUAAUUAACCUACCUGGUAGCAAGAAAGGAUCUCAGGAAUGCUUUCAGUUCAUACUGCCAGCUCUACCUCAUGCCAUUGACCUUUUACGUGAUGCCAUUGUAAAAGUAAAGGAGGUGCAUGAUGAACUUGAAGAUUUACCUUCCCCACCACCUCCUCUCUCUCCACCUCCUACAACUAGCCCACAUAAACAGACAGAAGACAAAGGAGUUCAGUGUGAAGAAGAGGAAGAAGAAAAGAAAGACAGUGGUGUAGCUUCAACAGAAGAUAGUUCCUCAUCACAUAUAACUGCAGCAGCUCUUGCUGCAAAGAAGCAUCCAUUCUACACCAGUCCUGCUCUUUUCAUGGCAAAUCAUGGGCAGCCCAUCCCUGGUCUCAUCAGUUAUUCCCAUCAUGCAACAGGCAGUGCAGAUAAACGGAUUCCAGACUCCAUCAUUUCUCGUGGUGUUCAGGUGCUCCCACGAGACACAGCCUCCCUUAGCACUACUCCUUCAGAAUCGCCCCGUGCUCAGGCUACAUCUCGCCUCUCUACAGCUUCUUGUCCAACACCAAAACAAAUUAGACGGCCGGAUGAAAGCAAAGGAGUUGCUAGUAGAGUUGGAUCCCUCAAAGCUCGGCUUCCGUCGUGCUCAUCUACCUAUAGUGUAUCUGAGCUCCACUCUAGAUUGGAAGGGCUUAAAGAUGAACUCUGGAGGAAUAGAGGCUACGACUUAAGAGUCCAGUCCAGGUGCAGCAGCAAGGAGAACAUUCUAAGAGCCAGUCACAGUGCUGUAGAUAUCACCAAGGUGGCUAGAAGACAUCGCAUGUCUCCUUUUCCCCUGACGUCUAUGGACAAAGCCUUCAUUACAGUCCUGGAGAUGACUCCGGUGCUUGGUACAGAAAUCAUCAAUUACCGAGAUGGAAUGGGGCGAGUCCUUGCUCAAGAUGUAUAUGCAAAAGACAACCUACCCCCAUUCCCUGCAUCAGUAAAAGAUGGCUAUGCUGUUCGAGCUGCUGAUGGUCCAGGGGAUCGUUUCAUCAUUGGGGAAUCCCAAGCUGGUGAGCAGCCAACUCAGACAGUAAUGCCAGGACAAGUGAUGCGGGUUACAACAGGUGCUCCAAUCCCCUGCGGUGCUGAUGCAGUAGUGCAAGUUGAAGAUACUGAACUCAUCAGGGAAUCAGAUGAUGGUACUGAAGAACUUGAAGUACGAAUUCUGGUGCAAGCUCGGCCAGGCCAAGAUAUCCGACCCAUCGGCCAUGACAUUAAGAGAGGGGAGUGUGUUUUGGCCAAAGGAACCCAUAUGGGCCCUUCAGAGAUUGGUCUCCUUGCAACUGUGGGUGUCACAGAAGUGGAAGUUAAUAAGUUUCCAGUGGUUGCCGUUAUGUCAACAGGGAAUGAGCUGCUAAAUCCUGAAGAUGAUCUCUUACCAGGAAAGAUUCGGGACAGCAAUCGAUCAACACUUCUAGCAACAAUUCAGGAACAUGGUUACCCAACAAUCAACCUGGGAAUUGUAGGAGACAACCCAGAUGACUUACUCAAUGCCUUGAAUGAGGGUAUCAGCCGUGCUGAUGUCAUCAUCACGUCAGGAGGUGUGUCCAUGGGGGAAAAGGACUAUCUCAAGCAGGUGCUGGACAUUGAUCUUCAUGCUCAGAUCCAUUUUGGCAGAGUUUUUAUGAAGCCAGGCUUGCCAACAACAUUUGCAACUUUGGAUAUUGAUGGUGUAAGAAAAAUUAUUUUUGCACUACCAGGGAAUCCUGUAUCAGCUGUGGUCACCUGCAACCUCUUUGUUGUACCUGCACUGAGAAAGAUGCAGGGUAUCUUGGAUCCUCGGCCAACCAUCAUCAAAGCCAGGUUAUCGUGUGAUGUAAAACUGGACCCUCGCCCAGAAUACCACCGGUGUAUACUGACUUGGCAUCACCAAGAACCACUGCCCUGGGCCCAGAGUACAGGUAAUCAGAUGAGCAGCCGUCUGAUGAGCAUGCGCAGUGCCAAUGGAUUAUUGAUGCUACCUCCAAAGACAGAGCAGUACGUGGAACUUCACAAAGGCGAGGUGGUAGAUGUCAUGGUCAUUGGACGGCUAUGAUGGUGACCAACAGGAGAAAGUUUUGAUGCAUGUCCACAUAUCAUUGACUGUAUCCUGUAAUAUGCAACGGCACAGCUAGUUUUUCUGAUCUGGAUAAAAGUUGAUCUGUAUAGUCAACAUCUUGAACUAUAUUUCAAAUGAAAUUUAAAUACCUUUUAAAGAAAAAAAAAACACCUAAGAAUAAAUCUCAACAGACAACUCUAUUCUGAUUAUAUCAAAGCAAAAUUUUCCUUUCUUGCAAAUUGCUUUGUGUGUUCAAUGCUAGGUCUGAUAGCGAUAGCUUUUAGUAGACAGCGGUAGGUGCCUGCAGAACUUGUGUUUUUCUCAUCUUUAAAUACAACUACUUAUGCUCUUAAUCAAGGCUGUCUGCUUCUUUAUACUAGUGUAGGCAACACUUGGAUUUCCCUUCUUAGUAUGCUUCAUAACUGCUUUACAGAGAGCUUUUGCUUGUUCUUUAUCAUGUAUCUCGUGUUUAUGUGCACCAUGCCAAAAGAGGAGACUGCGCGGAGGCCCCAUCCUGCCACUAGAACCUUCCCUGCUGAGCACCCAGGGAAGGACUCACCCUAGCAGCCUCAGGCACAGUACUGGCAGGCAGUAACUGGAUACCUUUUAUUUGAACAAACAAACUGGGGGAAAUGCUUCCUUAAGUGCUGACAGCCUUUUUAACCAACACAUUUAAAAUUGUACAGAACAAAAAUAAAAUCAAAGACUGAUCUUGUACAGAUAUUAGUGUUACCAGCAUUCAUGUGGAAAUCAAGAGCAAAAACAAAAUAAUGUUAAACAACUCUGUACCAUAACAUUUUCUGUAAUGAUAAUGAAACUUAAUGAAUAAAAAAAAAAUCCUUGAUCAUUA